AUGGCCAGCUACAGAUAUAUGCUGACUUAUCAGCAGCCACCUUACAACGGCGAAGAGAGUUCAAGGAGACAACAGAAACGUUGCGGGAACAAGAUCCCAUAUAGGUGGGGGCACCCGGUGCGCCUGAUUAUUCAACGCAAUGGUACCUUCACCCAUGUGACAACACCAGAGGAAGGACUGAAGGCCCUGAAGCAAUGGGACUUACUGGUCCGCAAACAACAUGGACGUACAACUUCGCCGCAGCGACUAAGACAAGACUGGAAGAAGGCGAAAAAAUAA
Molecule: messenger RNA, 279 nt
Organism: Pelobates cultripes (western spadefoot toad)
Lineage: Eukaryota; Metazoa; Chordata; Amphibia; Anura; Pelobatidae
Source: the annotation of a GenBank genome assembly